CACAAGCGAAGAAGAAGAAAACUCUGCCUGGCUCUUCCGGUUAAAGGCUGUAUCAGCACGUUUUAUUAUUGUGGACUAUAUCUUUUAUCGCUUGUCAGUGAUGUGGGCAUAUUUUAUAACAGAGGCGUCAUAGCUUAAAGUGUUUGUAAUAUCUGUCAGUUUCAUGUAGCUCGUAAAGAUUAAUUGAACAGACUGAGCAGCCGCAUCCAGUCAUGGAGGAGGGGAUAGUAGAGACACCGGAGGAGCUGUUGGCUAAACAGCACCGCAAGGAGAAGAAGGACCUGCAAGCUAAAAUCCAGAGCAUGAAAAAUGCAGUCCCCAAAAAUGACAAGAAAAGGAGGAAACAGUUGACAGAAGAGAUUGCCAAACUAGAGACGGACCUCAGCCAGAAACAUGAGGAGGAAUUAAGGCAGCUCAAAGCUACAACUGACACAAAGGUGGAAGAGGCGAUAAAUGGAGUGGAGACCAUGAAGGUGGAGGAUGGAAACCAAGAAGAGGUCAAACAACCACGUAUAACCAAAGCCCAGAAGAGAAGGGAUAAGAAGGCUGCUCAGGAGAAGGAUAGAGAGAGCAGGAUAGCAGAGGCUGAGGUGGAGAACCUGCAGGGUGUGAGACACCAGGAGGGUUUGAAGUUGGCUCAGAAACUCUCCCAGCAACAGCUUCAGAUAAAGGAGAUUUCUUCUGAUGGCCACUGCAUGUACCGUGCCAUCGAAGACCAGCUGGCACAGAGAGCAAAGCCGGUGUUAACCAUGAGUGUGAAAGAACUGCGGUGCCGCACUGCUGAGUACAUGAGAAACCAUGCUGAUGACUUCCUGCCUUUCCUCACCAACCCCAACACUGGUGACAUGUACACAACGGAUGAGUUUGAGAAAUACUGCAGUGAUGUGGAGCACACAGCAGCUUGGGGAGGGCAACUGGAACUGCAAGCUUUGACCCAGGUCCUUCACUUGCCAAUAGAAGUGAUCCAGGCUGAUUCCCCAACUAUAAAAAUUGGGGAGGAAUAUGAUAGUAAAGCCAUCACUCUUGUCUAUAUGCGUCAUGCUUAUGGACUUGGAGAGCAUUACAAUUCUGUGGAGCGGAUAAAGGACCCAGCCAAUGCGGAGGACAGCUGAGAGACAGUUCAGUCUUGGUGUGAUGUAAACCAAUGCAGAGAGUGUCCAGACCUCUCACACCAGGGCCCUUAAAUACAAAUGUAUUUGGGGCGGUGACCCCUUUAAUGGAGAAGUUUGUCGAACUGAUAUUAACAGAGAAUGUUACUGUUUUCAGAUUUGGUUAUUAAACAGUGAAUGGUACAUAUCUGUUAAGUAAUGAAAAGAUAGCGGUAAGGAGAAUGAAAUCUAAUAGAUUUAAUCUGUUCUGAAACAAGUAUGAUUGUGGUAAUAAAAAAAAAACCUGUUAGGAAAUUAAAUUAUUUUUACACUGGCUCCUCUUUGAGAAGCACUGGUGUAACGUACAGUACUCACUUUUUAACCAAAUCCAUUUGGGCUGGAGAGGAUUUAAGAGCUGUUCAUCAUGCAUGUCACUCAACCAAAUGUCAACAGAGUCAUUGAGUGAUUGUUGAACUUUUGCAGUGUUCUUGGAAUGAACUGAAUUGUGUAACUUGUAAAUCAUAUCCAUGUUACAUAAAAUACUAAAAGAGCG
Messenger RNA from Thunnus maccoyii (southern bluefin tuna), 1641 nucleotides. It is a transcript of the gene otud6b, whose product is annotated as OTU deubiquitinase 6B. NCBI's taxonomy places the organism in Eukaryota, Metazoa, Chordata, Actinopteri, Scombriformes, Scombridae. The record is from RefSeq and is a predicted model, not a curated record. Gene Ontology annotation, biological process: protein deubiquitination. The transcript is spliced from 8 exons. Bases 213 to 1112 code for a protein of 299 amino acids. Gene Ontology annotation, molecular function: cysteine-type deubiquitinase activity.